GCGGGAUAGUGUUGCGGCGAUGAGGGAGGAGGCAUGCGGCGGGUACCCAGCGGGGGUGCAGUUGAGGCAUCUUGCACACCGGGAUAUCCGGGACUACCAUUGCCGCCCAAGGACCUCCGACGGCCUUGGUCAUGCGACGGGGGUGGAUUCAUAUCGCAUGCACAGACAACGGGUUUGGAGGAGCGCUGACGAAACGCGAAAGAGGGCAGGAGGGAAACAAGGGGGAGGGAUAGAGAUGAAGGGAAAAAUGAUUAAGGACCCAAGCGCCACAACAAGGGGGAAAAAAAAAGGAGAUAGGGAAGGAGAGGAUGAAGGGCGAGAGAGAAAAGGAGGAUGGAGGGUGGGUGAUGAAGCUGAUGGGUGAUGAUGAUGAUGACCGGGGGGGGAAAGAGAGGCGCGCGACAAUCCAAGACACUCGCUCGCUCGGCUCUCACUCUUUCUCGGUCUUUCGCACUCAGCAAAGCAAAGCAAAGCGAGUUCCACAACCGGGGGCUGAACCCGUGACUCUGGGCGGGCCUGGACCACUAGUCUCAAUCAGGUAAGGAUGCCCUGGCAGUCGAGGCUAGACCCAAAGAGAACUAGCUCUCCCGAGGCUUCCUGGGCUGGAAGGCGAUCAGGCGCCACAGACGCGGCUGAUGCUCCUUCGCUAAUUGGUCCGGCUGCCCCAGUGCUUCUCCCCCCUCUGUCUCUCCCCGUUUGUAGGAGUAGUGUUAAGUUUGCAGUGUCCGUAGAAUAAACAAACCAGACCAAACUGUGCAGGAGGGGGGCAGGAAAUGUGUCACCAGGAGAGGUGGAAGGAUUUUUCCAAGCUGCUACCAGGGAUUGUGCUCACACAGCAUGUUCAUGCUUAGCAUCGGUCAUGGCUGGCUGGCAUCUAUUGCCUUCCCAUCCAUGAUCUGGCCUUCCGAGA
This is a messenger RNA of Aspergillus saccharolyticus JOP 1030-1, 910 nucleotides long. RefSeq lists its product as uncharacterized. NCBI's taxonomy places the organism in Eukaryota, Fungi, Ascomycota, Eurotiomycetes, Eurotiales, Aspergillaceae. The record is from RefSeq and is a predicted model, not a curated record. Bases 309 to 542 code for a protein of 77 amino acids. The transcript is spliced from 2 exons.